UAUAUAGAUAUGACAUUCAUGUUCAUAUGUUAAUUUAGUUUGAUUGAGAUAGUAAAUAUACUACAGAUAUACAUAAUUCUAAUAUGUAUUUAAAAUGGAUUGUAGAUAUCAUUUUAGUAUUCCUGUUUGGAAAUAAGGAUGUCGCGUCUGAACAAAAUGCAAGGCAUGUAGUAGCUACAACGAAAUAUGGUGAGAUAAUUGGCUUUACUGAUCACAUAAAAUUUGAAAAUCAGAGUUUUCAAGUGCAGACAUAUCUUGGAAUACCAUAUGCUGAACCACCGACAGGACAUUUACGUUUUGAAAAGCCUGUCAUGAAGGCCACACUUCCUUCACCGUUUAAGGCUUUCAAAUAUUCGUUACGAUGUCCUCAAAAUAAACUCGAACUUGAUACCAUGUCUGAGGACUGCCUUUAUCUAAACAUUUUUACACCAAGUUCUUCCGGUGCUACAACCAAACCAAAGGCAGUCAUGAUUUGGAUCCAUGGUGGCGGAUUUUUUGAGGGAUAUAGCGACAUUUAUGGAGGCGGCGUCAUCAGCGCUCUCAGUGACGUUAUUGUUGUAACACUUAAUUACAGACUUGGUGUUUUAGGAUUUUUCAGCACUCACAACACUAUGGCGAAAGGGAACUAUGGAUUGUGGGACCAACAUUUAGCUAUACGGUGGGUGAAUGAGAACAUUGCAAACUUUGGAGGUGAUAGAGAUAAUAUAACGAUAUUUGGAGAAUCAGCGGGUUCCAGCAGUGUGAUCUACCAGAUGAUAUAUCUUGGGAAUAAAUGUUUAUUCCAAAGGACCAUAGCUGAAAGUGGUACAAUUGCUGCUUGGGCCGUUACACAUGGCAAUGCAAAUUACGAACACUCAAUUAAGUUUGCAGAAUCGCUCGGGUGCAGCGACCUUUCUAAUGUUUCGUUAUGUUUGAAAAGUAAGCCAGAGGCAGAAGUUAUUUCAGCUGCUCUACAAAUGCGCUCAUUUAAUGAAGUAAAUAUGACCUGGGCUCCUGUUUAUGAUAAUGAUUUUGUGGUUUCUGAAACCUAUGAUAUUUUAUCGGAACUUUCUGAUCCUCAAUACAGAUUAAAAUAUGCAAACUUUUGGGAGAUAGAUUUAAUGAUCGGGGCAAAUAAUUUUGACGGUGCUGUGUACCAGGACUUGUUUAUGUUAUAUAUAAACAAUACAACACCAACGUUUAUUAGCUAUAACAUUUCAAAGCAUCAGUUUAAUGAUAUCAUUGUUCCGAGAGUAAUUGAAGGAUUUCUUGGCGAAAUACCAACAAAGCUGUCAUCGGAUAUGACCAUUUUCCAAUAUACUGAUUGGGAAGACCCAUACAAUAUGACUAAGCGUUUGCAAAAUACAUUGGAUAUUUUAACGGAUUCCCUCCUUAAUGCACAUUCUAUAUCUACCGCGAAAUCACAUGUGAAUGCCAAAACCUCGACUUAUGUGUAUCAGUUUUCGGCAAAACCACCGAAAAGUAUUGUACCUAUAGCUCCCCCACUUGAGGGUCCACAUGUUGCCUGUCACUCUGAUGAAAUUCCCUUUGUCUUUGGGUUUGCAGACAACAUUUUAAAGUAUUGGAAUUUUACUGUCAAUAUUAUCAAACCUUCGGAUUACCAAUUAUCAAGAGAAAUGAUAAAAAUGUGGACUAGUUUUGCCAAAUCUGGAAGCCCAUCGAUUACAAAGGGUAAAAUUAAUCAGGAUAUAAUAUGGCCCAAGUAUGACCUGUUUGAUGAGAAGUAUGUUGAAAUCACUCCCUCACAAUGGAAAUUUAAUCAGCGUCUAAGGGCAAGUCAGGUAGAUUUCCUUAACUUAGAGCUUCCGGAACUUCAAAAGAAAUAGUUGGCAAGUUGUGUCAUUUAUGUUUCAAUGUUAUGACAAUGUGUUAGUUUUUACAUUUAAUACAACAAUAACAACUUA
Ruditapes philippinarum (Manila clam) is the source of this 1904-nucleotide messenger RNA. RefSeq names its product cholinesterase 1-like. The coding region runs from base 84 to 1826 and encodes 580 amino acids. The transcript has 2 exons. The record is from RefSeq and is a predicted model, not a curated record. NCBI's taxonomy places the organism in Eukaryota, Metazoa, Mollusca, Bivalvia, Venerida, Veneridae.